AUGAGGAUAGCUCCUUCGAUUGAUGCAUGUCACGAUGCCCGCCCGUUCACCCUCGACGUCCCUCGCCUAGCUCUCAGCACACCAAUCCUCCUCAACGGCAUUUUCGCUCUGGCAAGCCGUUUUGACACACAAGCUGACGAUAACGCCGAAAAGACUGAUCUCGAGAGCACCUACUACCACAACCGAUGCAUCGAGUUGCUCAUCGAAGCCUUCUCGCAACCACCCGAGACCUGGGACUCUACCCUCCUGACGGCCGUCGUCAUCAUGCGCCUAUACGAGGAGUACGACAACGAGACGGACUCACAUUACCACCAUCUACGCGGGACCCGCAAUCUGCUGAAUCAUGACGCGAUUGCAAGGUUUGUCACGCAGGGCGGGCUUGCGGAAGCGGCAAGCUGGGUGCAUUUGAGGCAGGCGCUGUAUGUAUUCUUGGUCCGCCGAACACCGAUCGAGAUCUGCCUGGAGAACUUCGAGAGGUCUUCCACGUUUAGGAUGAAUGACGACACGGCGCACGCGAAUCGGAUAGUGUACCUCUUCGCGAAGGUGUUGAAGCUGUUCUUCCCUGAUGAUGGCACGGGAUUCCUGGCAAGCAGCACCGCCGCUUGGGAGGAGCUUCAGGGUGAAGUGGAGGCUUGGUAUCGGGACAAGCCGGUCUCAUUUCGCCCGCUGUUCUAUGACCGGCCGGAUCUAGCGAGGGGAAAACCGUUUCCGGUGUUGUGGAUGAGUGCAUGUCCAGCAACCGUUGGUUUGGGAUACUACUAUGCCUCAAAAGCCAUUUUCAGGUUUCAAGACUACAACAGUUCGAACUCAAUGGUCGGUUUCGAGGGCACAAAGAAGCGGCUGGACAGCGAGCGCGAGAUAACCUUCUACUUGUGUAUUCUAAUGGGGUUGGCACUUUCAAACGAGGCGGUGAAUGCGUAUUAUCUCCCAGCGCAUAUGCUGUCUCUCUGCGGACACCUUAUACGACAUCCACUGGAGAGGGAACACACGAUAAAGUACUUGGCACAGGUGAGGAACAUCGUGCAAUGGAAAACGGGGGCGUUGGUCAAGACAUUGAAAGAGCAAUGGGCCGAGCUUGACAGUUUCUAA
This is a messenger RNA of Colletotrichum aenigma, 1089 nucleotides long. RefSeq lists its product as uncharacterized. The transcript is spliced from 5 exons. Gene Ontology annotation, cellular component: nucleus. Bases 1 to 1089 code for a protein of 362 amino acids. Gene Ontology annotation, molecular function: transcription cis-regulatory region binding; DNA-binding transcription factor activity. The record is from RefSeq and is a predicted model, not a curated record. Gene Ontology annotation, biological process: positive regulation of transcription by RNA polymerase II. Lineage: Eukaryota; Fungi; Ascomycota; Sordariomycetes; Glomerellales; Glomerellaceae.